UUGUUGAACUGUUCCAGAUCUUGUCGAAUAUUUAUUUUUUUCUAGGUCAUUCUUUAUUUUGAGCAAGUUUCCAUGUUCCAAGGUCGGCGUUUGUGAUGAGUUUAUCCCUGCCGGUGAUUUUUCUGCUGGGAUCUUUGAGCUUCGUCGGACUCGUGUUACUUCUGUUGGUUCUGAGGCAUGUGGUGAGCAGAGGGAAGACGAGCUUUAACCCGUGUGCGGAUCAUGUUCGGGAGUGCGGAGCGCAGUGUGCGCUUUUCUGUCGGUGCCGCGGGCCCGGGUUAUUUUCUUCUGCAUGUGACUGGCGAGAUUGUUUCGGAUUGCCAGCUUAUCGUGAAGAGGAUGAGGAUACUGAGCCCGGUGGAAUUUCCAAGUGGAUUCGUGUCAUUCAUCGAAAACAUUCCCGAACUUCUGUCAGCGGCGAGGACGGGCACGAAGCACCUGAAAAUUCAGUGAAGCCACGCAGCACCGCAGAAGUUCCCCAUAUGGUUGCCCACUACAAAAAAAUUCUCGAGAAAGAAGGGAAAAUCAAGUCCAAAAAGAAGCCCAAUCCUCCAGAAGUCAUCGAAUGCGUGGGUGUUGUCAAUGAAUUGAAGCUCAAGCCUCAUCGUCACAAACGAAAUUUCUUUUCGAAAUCCGCGUUUCGAACCCGGGAUGGCAACAUAGAUGUGAUUGAGGAAGAGCCUGAAAACUUUUCCAAAAGUCAAAGCGUUGAAAUUGCUGACGAAAAUGAUGAAAGCAGGACGAAAGCGUCGCUGGUAGCUGUGCCAAAGACUCAUGAUCGCCGACGCAACAGACGAUCCAAGACAUUUGCUACUGAAAAUGUUUUACAUUCGCCAGCCUGGAACAAAGAAGAGACUGAGAGGGAACCUGAAAAUUCGUUGCAGAUUGAUAAACGACGCUCUGUUCUUGAGAAAUGGUUUCGGAAAUCAAAAUCGAAAGAUUUAACCCUAGAAGAGUCCAAAAGUGUGAACGUGUCCGUCGUAGAAUGCCAAGAUCAGCAGGUUCAGCGUCUUGGUUCAUUCAGAAAAUUCCAACGGAAAGUCUCGGGUUUAUUCGCCAGUUCUCCCGAAGAUCCAAAUCAAAUGCCUGCGUCCAAUGAAGAUGCGUUGAAUGCUUCAUCUACGAGUAUCCAUCGUGCAUCCGAAGAAACUGAAAGCGACUCAUUCCAACCCGAAAGUAACAAGGAAAGUGUGGAAACAUCGCCGAAGAAAUCGAUGAAGCGUCGAAUCUCUUCCAUGUUGAGCUUCAGGAAAAAAUCUGAAUCCCGGGAAAAUUUGGCUCUCGAGCAAGACCUCGAGGUUUCAAACACAGAAGCCUCAAACCAGAAAUCUGUUAUUCAGUCCCGCGAAGACGUGGAGACUUCGGUGCAAAAUGAAACUCACUCAACUUCAGCGGAUAGCUCAAAAGCCAGCGGUGUUUCCUCUAAUUGGAGGCGGAUUUCAUUGAGCAAAGGAAACAUUUUCCGCAAAAACCGACCAUUGGAGGAAUUCCAUGAGGAUAAAUGA
Messenger RNA from Notodromas monacha, 1505 nucleotides. The record is from the annotation of a GenBank genome assembly. Lineage: Eukaryota; Metazoa; Arthropoda; Ostracoda; Podocopida; Cyprididae.